Verticillium dahliae VdLs.17 is the source of this 1554-nucleotide messenger RNA. RefSeq lists its product as uncharacterized. The transcript is spliced from 4 exons. Lineage: Eukaryota; Fungi; Ascomycota; Sordariomycetes; Glomerellales; Plectosphaerellaceae. The coding region runs from base 1 to 1554 and encodes 517 amino acids. Gene Ontology annotation, molecular function: carbohydrate:proton symporter activity. Gene Ontology annotation, biological process: carbohydrate transport; transmembrane transport. The record is from RefSeq and is a predicted model, not a curated record. Gene Ontology annotation, cellular component: membrane.
AUGACUCAAAAACAGACAGGAAAUGUCAAAGACUAUGACGACAACUUCGUCAUCGGAGUGGACAAAGCCAAUGUUUCCCAUGCAGAGGUUUCUGUUCUGUCCGCUAAGCAGAGGAUGAGCCCCUGGGACUGCAUGCAGCAGAAUCCCGAGAUUGCUCUUCUGACAUUGUACGCCAAUAUUGGGUCUGCCAUGGUGGGUUAUGAGAACGUCGCUCUGUCUGUCUGUCUCGCCAUGCCGGCCUUCCAUCAACGGAAUACUCAUCACGCGCACUGGCAGUCUGCCUGGAACGCUACCUAUAACGUCAUGAGCAUGCUUGGAUCUGUGGUUGCUGGUUUCCUGCAGGACUGGUUCGGACGCCGCUCCGUCUUCCUAGCGGCCAUCAUCUGCUCCGUAACGGGUACUGCGAUCAACUACGUUGCGGAGACACCGGCAGUACUUCUCGGCGGCAAAAUAGUCACGGGUUUCGCCGUCGGUCUCGUGCUCGCUGGUACUCAGACGUACGUCUCUGAGAUAGCUCCUUUGCCCAUGCGCGGUAUUGCUCUUUCGGCAAACACCAUCAUGCUUAACCUCGGCCUGCUCAUGGCUAUUUCUGCAACCUUCAGCCGUCUUUCCAUCAUGGAUCCGUCUACAUUCAGGGUCGUCUUCGCCGCGGCCUGGGUCUUCCCCGGCCUCUUACUCCUUGGUCUUCCCUUCGUGCCCGAGUCGCCGUACUGGCUCGUCAUGAAGGGCAAGCAGCAAGAAGCCCGCCGUGCUCUCCAGAAGCUCUCGCCCGCGGGAUCAAACGUCGAAGCCGCACUCGUGCAGAUCCAGUGCACAGUCGAAGCGGAGCGCGCCCUGUCUGCGGAGAAGGCUUCGCUGAUCGACUGCUUCCGCGGCACCAACCUCAGACGCACCCGCAUCAUUCUGAUCUGCAUGUACAUGCCGCAGAUUUUCGGCGCCUCUCUGUCCGCCAACGCGCCCUACUUCCUCAACCAGACCGGCCUUGACAGCCACACGGUGGUCAUGCUUGUACAGAUCCGUAUCAGUCUCGGCGUCGUCUCUGCCCUUGUCAACGUCUUCUUCAUGAUGCGCCUCCGUCACAGGCCUCUCAUCUUUGCCGGUGUCAGCUUCUGUGUCCUCAUGUAUCUGACCAUGGGCAUCUUUGGCACCAUGGAGCGAUCGCCCAGGAACCUCAAGAUCAUUGGCAUUGCGCUCCUCAUCACGUCCAUCUCGUACGGCCCUGCUGUCGGCGCGUCAACGGCUGUCGCCGGCGAGACAUCUGCCACAAGACUGCGCUCCAAGUCCAUGGGCCUGGGUGAGGGCUUUUCUGCGAUCUGCAGCGUCCUCUGGCAGAUCAUCCUCCCGUGCCUCUUCAACCAGGACCAGGCCAACCUCGGUGGCAACAUUGGAUGGAUUUUCUUCGCCAUGGGAGCGAUCUACUUGGCCAUUACGUACUUUGACGUUUCUGGCACCAAGGGGCGCACUUAUGCCCAGCUAGACACCAUGUUUGAGAAGCGCGUCUCGGCUAGGCGCUUUGAGAAGUAUCAGCUUGAUGCUGACGAGAUUGUGGCUUAG